GUCAGAUGUCACAUGCAUGUGGUUUCCUCAUGGUUUCUGUUAUUCUAACCUCAAAAUCGAGUGUUUCUGGAAAUAAUUAAAUACUGAUUAAGAUUAAAGUGAACACAAUUAGCAAGGUAAAAUCGACAAUGGAGGAAGACGGGAAUAUUCCGGAAGAUGUGGAGGUAAUAUAUUUGGACGAGGACGAUGAAUUUACAGAGGAAGUGAUAGAUGAAGACAUGUUUGAUGAAGAACCGGAACCUGAUGAUGAAGAUUUCUCAAAAAUUACAUUUACUAAACAUUCACAGUCUGUGUUUUGCGGCGACUUGAGUAAAGAUAAUCAACUUGCAGUGACAGGGGGCGAAGACGACAUUGCGUAUGUCUGGUCUACUGAAACCGGGGAUGUUAAAUUGACGUGUACGGGCCAUAAAGACUCAGUAAUUGCAGUUUGUUUUAAUCAUGAUAACAAACUAUUAGCGACUGGAGACAUGUCCGGUAUGAUACAAGUCUGGAACACUAAUGAUAACAAAUUAGUAUGGUGUUACGAGAGCGAUGAUUUGGAAUGGUUAACGUGGCACACGUUUGCGAAUGUCUUGAUCGCAGGAACACAAUCUGGAGAGAUUUAUGUUUGGCAAAUCCCUCAAGGGAAUUGUCACGUGUUAACGUCUCAUGGCUCAUCAUGCACGUGCGGCAAAUUAUUACCAGAUGGCAAACAAAUACUCGCUGGUUAUGCCGAUGGUUUGGUUAAAUUAUGGGACAUCAAAACCGCCUCGGGGAAAUGGCAAGUAUCAGAUCAAUCAAAAGCUAAUGUGACCUCAAUUGAAAUUGAUUCAAAUGGAACUUUAUGUUCAGUGGCGCCUAGUUCGAAUUUAAUCAACAUUUCUAAUGGUAAAUCACUUGGUGCUUUGCUGGUUGAGGGUGAAACGGAUAUUGAGGCUCAUAUAUUUAACAGUGAGCUUAAUCUUCUAAUCACUGGGUCCUUAGGUGGCCAAAUUUGUGUUUGGGAUGUAGCUAAGCAAGUGAUAAGGCAUCAAGCGAGGCUUGAUAGUGGUAUAACAGUAUUGAAAUUGGGGUUGAAUGGGACCGUCUUCAUAGGAUCGACUGGGGGACCAGUUUAUUUAUGUGAUGUUAGGACUGGUAGCCACCUUCACACUUUAAAAGGGCAUAAAGCUAACGUUUUAAGUUUGUGUUUGGCCAAUGAUGGCGACUCGGUUUUAACUACUUCUGAUGAUAAAACUGCAAAGAUUUUUAUCAUCAAUAAAAUAGUUAAUAAAUCUGAAUGACCACUUUUACCACCUGUUUUAUAUGUAUAAAUCAAUAAAUUUUAUAACUGUUAAA
This is a messenger RNA of Tribolium madens (black flour beetle), 1317 nucleotides long. RefSeq names its product angio-associated migratory cell protein. The record is from RefSeq and is a predicted model, not a curated record. The transcript has 2 exons. Gene Ontology annotation, molecular function: protein binding. NCBI's taxonomy places the organism in Eukaryota, Metazoa, Arthropoda, Insecta, Coleoptera, Tenebrionidae. The coding region runs from base 129 to 1262 and encodes 377 amino acids.